Molecule: messenger RNA, 318 nt
Organism: Spodoptera exigua (beet armyworm)
Lineage: Eukaryota; Metazoa; Arthropoda; Insecta; Lepidoptera; Noctuidae
Source: the annotation of a GenBank genome assembly
AUGAAGCGAGUUCUAAACCUGCUAAUUAUAUGCUAUGAGGUGCUGUCGACGGGUCCAGCGCUGCUCAUCCAGUUCACUGCUAACUCAGCCACACCUGGCCAAGGGUUUGCAGCCACAUUCCUGUUCCAACCCCCACCUGACUCAACUGCUGCUGAUUCAGAUCGACUACUUAAGCUGAGUUUUGGCAAAGCUUUCGAGUCUCUGGGGCCUGAAGUAAGCGCCACAACAUUUAAUAACAUGUACAUAACGCAAGAGGCACAGUACUCCUCAUUAAGAGGAUCGCUAGACGCAUCCCUUUGUUCAAGCACCCGAAACUAA